Messenger RNA from Orussus abietinus, 2618 nucleotides. It is a transcript of the gene bmm, whose product is annotated as patatin-like phospholipase domain-containing protein 2. Gene Ontology annotation, molecular function: triacylglycerol lipase activity. Bases 227 to 2065 code for a protein of 612 amino acids. The transcript is spliced from 12 exons. Gene Ontology annotation, biological process: lipid homeostasis; triglyceride catabolic process. The record is from RefSeq and is a predicted model, not a curated record. Gene Ontology annotation, cellular component: cytoplasm; membrane; lipid droplet. Lineage: Eukaryota; Metazoa; Arthropoda; Insecta; Hymenoptera; Orussidae.
GCACCAUUGGUGGAGAGCCAAUGGCGCGUCAAGUCGUAAUCUACGGUUCGAGCAAACAUCACAGGGCCGUUAUCUCCCCGUUGUUUUCCUCGUGUUUUUAAUUUUCAUCGCGGACGGGCAGUCGUCGCUACCUCGAGGCGAGGCAUAGAGCUUAGGCCCCGAAGGAACGGAACGGACAAAGGAACACCGUCUUCGGGUCGGUCCGAGGGCUGCGAAGGUCCUCAGGAUGAAUCUGUCGUUCGCCGGAUGUGGUUUCCUCGGCAUCUACCACGUAGGCGUAGCCGUCUGUUUCAAGAAGUACGCUCCGCACUUGCUGCUCGAUAAGAUCAGCGGUGCCUCGGCUGGAGCUAUCGCCGCCUGUUGCCUCCUUUGCGACUUACCCCUCGGAGAGAUCACCAGCAACGUCCUGCACCUGGCCCGAGAGGCUCGCCAGAGAGCUUUGGGCCCCUUCAGUCCGUCCUUCAACGUCCAAGACAUCCUCCUACAGAAUUUGCAACACUUCUUACCGGCCGACGCCCAUCUUCGGGUCAACGGGAAGCUGCACAUCUCUUUGACUCGGGUUUACGAUGGAAAGAACGUGAUCGUCUCGCGGUUCACCUCCAAGGAGGACCUGCUGCAGGCCCUGUUGGCCAGUUCGUUUAUUCCGCUCUUCUCGGGCCUACUGCCGCCAAAGUAUCACGGAGUGAGAUACAUGGAUGGCGGGUUCAGCGACAAUCUCCCGAUCCUGGACGAGAACACCAUCACGAUCAAUCCGUUUUGCGGAGAAAGCGACAUAUGCCCCAGAGACACGUCGUCGCAACUCUUUCACGUGAGUCACGACCUCGUACUUUACCUUCGAAGCGUCGUUUCCGCCACGAUCCCUUCCGCGUCGAUCGCUUCCUUCCAGGUGAACGUGUCCAAUACGAGCAUAGAACUCUCCCGGCAGAACAUCUACAGGUUCGCGAGGAUACUUUUCCCACCGAAUCCAGAGAUGCUCUCGAACAUGUGCAAGCAAGGCUUCGACGAUGCCUUGAGGUUUCUCAAUCGUAACAACCUCAUUAACUGCACCCGAUGUCUGGCCGUUCAGUCCACGUUCGUCGUCUCGGAGACUCUCGACGACACGAUGGAAUACGAUCCCGAGUGUUUGGAGUGUAAAUUGCACAGACAGGAGGCAAUGGUGGCCAAUCUGCCGGAGACCGUGAUGACGAUAUUCCAGGAUGCCAUCGAUUCGGCUAACAAGGGCAUCGUCAACUGGCUGUUCAAGCACAAAAGUGUCAAGUUGCUGUCGUUGCUGAGCCUUCCUUACAUCUUGCCGGCAGACGUGGUGUACGCGACCUUUACAAAGUUUGUCUUCAACGCUCCGAAACUUGGAAACGGCAUCCUGGAAAUGACCAGGUACUUCUUGAAACGAGUGUCGACUGUCUUCCCUGGCGUCAACGUGUAUUAUCAGCCGGUGCCGCAGACCAUUAAAUGCCAAGUAGCCAUUACCGAAUACGAUUCAGAGUCCGGAGAUGUAAACGGCAGGAAGCAGCAGACGAAUCUUAACCUGACGUUGCAGUACAACGACUCGCGACAGUCGAACUGCAUAAUCAACAUGUCGGACAUGGGUCCGGUCGACGACACGUUCGAGAACAUCCUCCAGAUUACGGCCGACCAAGAGGCGCUCAUGGCUUAUUACUACAUGGACGAGAACAACAAGGUGCAGGUUACGGAAAUAUUUGACGUCACCGACGCGGACAAACACGCGGUGCUUUCUCCGGCGGAAGUCGAGACGAACGGGAGACUCGAGUUCGACGAGUGGGACGAGCCUUCCUGGUUGUCGCAGCAUACUCUAACCGAUGUGUUUGCAGUUCCGGAGCACGCGAGCUCGAGCCAGAUAGGUAUCGAGGAGAUGUCGGAUGCGUCUCUGGAGGACGACGUCGGGGACGGUUCCAACAUCUUUUCGGACCCGGAGAGCGAGUGGGGCAUGGAGAAGACCGAGCUGGACGAGAGGGAGUCGGAAACGUCGCCCCUCGGGGAUCCGUCCGACAGCCGGCCAGAAGUGGACCAGCCUUCGGACUCGAACGAGUCGCCAAGAGACUGCUGAGAUCCGCGAUCUUCCUUGCCACUCGGACUCGGAGGGGACUCUCCCUCGCCGACUACGGUCAAGGGCGGUCCGACUUAAUAUCCUUUGGGUAUCCAAAAAAAGGAAGAGGCGUAAUCGCCCUCGCGUCGCAAAUCGAUAGGGGUAACCGAUUAACCUUGACGGUACAACCAAGGUUUCUUUCCUUCUUUCCUUCUUUCCUUUUUUUCCUUUUAACGAACGAAAGUUUCUUUAUGCGAAGCGAUCGCGGCGGUAUCGCAAACGCGACAUCGUUUUGAGUGAUCGUCUCUGUCGAUUCGCCCCCUCGUCAGGGACAAUUGCGUACGAAGACGCGUCGAAUAUUUAUUUCAAUUCCGUUACGACGGGGGAGCCUUUCUUCCCCGGGCUGUUUUCUUUCGUCUUUUCUUUCUAUACGAACGCGAUCGCGUAACUAGUCAUUUUAAGCAUCGCACCGUUUCUAAACAAUGACGGGCAGAAUUGCAUGCAGCUGGUUCUGAGUGCCACCUGCCGAAUUACCUCGAGCGGGUGUAAAAGAAAAGAUGGACGGGACCGCGAA